This is a messenger RNA of Solanum stenotomum, 854 nucleotides long. Its product is annotated as protein COFACTOR ASSEMBLY OF COMPLEX C SUBUNIT B CCB3, chloroplastic. Gene Ontology annotation, cellular component: chloroplast thylakoid membrane. Bases 88 to 666 code for a protein of 192 amino acids. The transcript is spliced from 3 exons. NCBI's taxonomy places the organism in Eukaryota, Viridiplantae, Streptophyta, Magnoliopsida, Solanales, Solanaceae. The record is from RefSeq and is a predicted model, not a curated record.
GCAGGGACCAAGUUGAGGAUAUAGAAAUUUGUGUGUCUAAUAUCAUUCUCAUAUCCUGAAGAGCUUCUCAGAGAGAGAGAGAGAGAAAUGGCAAUAUCUUCCCUUAUUUGCAGGCCACCUCUAUCGAAUGGAUACCCAAUUGCUUUGUUACACUCACAUACCAAUGGAAACUCCCUAAUACCCGUGAGAAGAAGAGAUAUACAAAGGUUAAGAGCAUGUUCUUAUCUGGACGGCGUUCAGUCAAAUGGAAACAUUCCAACAAGUCCUCUCAGUUCAGAAGAGGUUAUUAAAGUCUUGAAAAGCAGUGCGAUUGAUACCUCACAUGCUUCAUCACCACUGAUGCAAAGAUUGGUGCUGUUAGAUUUAGACCCUGGCACAGCAAAACUGGCAAUCAGCUUUCUUGGCCCCUUCCUAUCAGCAUUUGCCUUUCUGUUCAUUUUGAGAAUAGUCAUGUCCUGGUAUCCUAAGCUUCCAGUUGGCAAGUUCCCUUAUGUCAUAGCUUAUGCACCAACAGAGCCCUUUCUUGUCACAACACGAAAAUUGAUUCCUCCGCUCGCUGGAGUUGACGUGACUCCUGUCGUUUGGUUUGGAUUAGUCAGUUUCCUUAAUGAGAUUUUACUAGGCCCUCAAGGGCUGCUUGUCCUCCUUUCUCAAAAACAGGUUUAGCUCCUGCUGCAUUUUACAAAAGUUCUUCUCUCCUUUAGAAUUUUCUGGAAUAUAGAGAAAGAAAUCCUUUUGUCUUGUAGUUGUUCAAUUGCACAUAAAAUCUGUCCAGAUGAAAGUUAACUACUAGGAUCCCUAUUUUGUAUAAUUGGAGUCAGUGCAGCUUGUGGUUCAUCCUUACAAUUUUUACA